CGCUGACGCCACCGCACCGCAUCUCCCUCCCAUUCCACUCCAGUCCACCACCGCUCCCAUUCCCCAGCCGCCGUCGCCAUGGCCAGCGCCGCCCACUCCCUUCUGCACACACCGGAGGCCCACAGGGCCGCCACCCGCUCGCCCUUCUCUCCUCCCGCGCCCACUCCCUUCCUCCAUCUCCGCCCUCACCGCCUCCCCCUCCGCCUCCGCUCCACCUCCCCGACCGCCUCCGACCUCACCGCCUUCCCCCCGAACCCGAACGGGAUCUUUGCGUCCGACCGGCCCAUCGACGUGGACGCCGCCACGGAGGCCGAGCUGCGGGAGAACGGGUUCCGGAGCACGCGCCGCACCAAGCUCGUCUGCACCGUGGGCCCCGCCACCUCGCGCCCGGACCAGCUCGAGGCGCUCGCCGUCGGCGGGAUGAACGUGGCCCGGCUCAACAUGUGCCACGGCGACAGGGAGUGGCAUAGGGCCGCCAUCCGCGCCGUCAGGAGCCUCAACGAGGAGAAGGGCUUCGCCGUCGCCGUCAUGAUGGACACCGAGGGCAGCGAGAUCCACAUGGGGGACCUCGGCGGCGCAUCCUCGGUCAAGGCGGAGGAUGGAGAAGUAUGGACGUUCAGUGUUAGAUCAUUUGAAUUGCCUCUCCCAGAACGAACUAUUAAUGUGAACUAUGAUGGAUUUGCUGAAGAUGUGAGAGUUGGUGAUGAGCUCCUUGUGGAUGGUGGAAUGGCUCGGUUUGAGGUGAUUGAGAAGAUAGGACCAGAUGUUAAGUGCCGUUGCACAGAUCCUGGUUUAUUGUUGCCACGUGCCAAUCUUACAUUCUGGCGUGACGGCAGUAUCGUCCGUGAGAGGAAUGCUAUGCUUCCUACAAUUUCAUCAAAGGAUUGGCUUGACAUAGACUUUGGGAUUGCCGAAGGUGUAGAUUUCAUCGCUGUUUCAUUUGUCAAGUCUGCAGAAGUAAUUAGGCACUUGAAAAGCUACAUAGCUGCAAGGAGCCGUGGAAGUGACAUGGCAGUCAUUGCGAAAAUCGAGAGCAUCGACUCUCUAAAGAACCUGGAGGAGAUCAUCCGAGCGUCAGACGGCGCCAUGGUAGCCAGAGGGGACAUGGGGGCGCAGGUUCCCCUGGAGCAGGUCCCCUCGAUACAGCAAAAGAUCGUUCAGCUCUGCAGGCAGCUGAACAAGCCGGUCAUCGUCGCCUCCCAGCUCCUCGAGUCGAUGAUAGAGUACCCCACGCCCACCAGGGCCGAGGUCGCGGACGUCUCCGAAGCCGUCCGCCAGCGCGCCGACGCCCUGAUGCUUUCCGGCGAGUCGGCAAUGGGGAGGUACCCGGACAAGGCUCUCAGCGUUCUGAGGAGCGUCAGCCUGAGGAUCGAGAAGUGGUGGAGGGAGGAGAAGCGGCACGAGGCGCUGGAGCUCCGGAGCGUCUCGUCCUCCUUCUCCGACAAGAUAUCGGAGGAGAUCUGCAACUCAGCAGCUAAAAUGGCUAAUGGCCUGGGAGUGGACGCCGUCUUUGUGUUCACCAAGACCGGGCACAUGGCCUCCCUGCUCUCGCGGUGCCGCCCCGACUGCCCGGUCUUCGCCUUCACGACGUCGACGUCCGUCAGGAGGCGGCUGAACCUGCAGUGGGGCCUGAUCCCCUUCCGCCUCGCCUUCUCGGACGACAUGGAGAGCAACCUGAACCGCACCUUCUCCCUGCUCAAGGCCAGGGGCAUGAUCCAGUCUGGGGACCUCGUGAUCGCCCUCUCGGACAUGCUGCAGUCCAUCCAGGUGAUGAACGUACCCUGAGGUAGAAGAGCCUUACCUUUACCUCCAUGCCGCACGGUCCCGUAUCGGAAGGAACACGCGUGUUAUCGGCACCUUGGAAGGACGGUUUCUUCCUUCCCUGCGCCUAAAUCGCUGCCCUUUGUUUUCGCUGUAUCAGAUGCUGCUAUGCUAUGCUAGGCUCUAGUCUGGCCCAGGGAACUGUGGCAAUAAUCUGUGGCUUUCAGGCUGGUGUUAGAACUCUUGUACUACUUGUAGGCUUAGGUGAUUUUUAUCGUGCAAGUAGUUGGUUUGAUGUUUUUGUGUGGUAUAAAAGCGACUCAAGCUAUGGGCCUAGGCCUCUUUGGUAUACCUUUUUUUUCUGAAGAGUU
Molecule: messenger RNA, 2132 nt
Organism: Zea mays
Lineage: Eukaryota; Viridiplantae; Streptophyta; Magnoliopsida; Poales; Poaceae
Exons: 6
Coding region: 79-1785 (568 amino acids)
Biological process (GO): glycolytic process
Molecular function (GO): pyruvate kinase activity; potassium ion binding; magnesium ion binding
Source: RefSeq, marked provisional